Messenger RNA from Musa acuminata AAA Group (dessert banana), 1575 nucleotides. RefSeq names its product glycine-rich protein A3-like. The record is from RefSeq and is a predicted model, not a curated record. The coding region runs from base 77 to 682 and encodes 201 amino acids. The transcript has 3 exons. NCBI's taxonomy places the organism in Eukaryota, Viridiplantae, Streptophyta, Magnoliopsida, Zingiberales, Musaceae.
UCCACAGCUCUCUGCGGAGCGCAAGAGAGGAAAAGAAGAGGGCGCGAGACCACACAGAGACGUGUGACAGCAAGUCAUGGCCGGCAAAGCACUCCAAAUCUCCAACCCAUUCCCCUCCACCGUCAGCCCGCCGCCCACCUUCUUCACAUGGAAGCCGCCCAUGUUGCUCCCCCCUCGCGCCGCUGCCGGCGACGACAAGCCCGCCGAGUCGGACGCUUCCGCGGAGUCCCCGACCGCCGCUGACCCCUCCUUCGAGAAGCGGCUCAACCAGAUCCGGCUCAAGUACCGCAGCGGCACCGGGAAGAAGGCCGAGCAGCGUAAGGCCCGGAAGACCCCCGGCGCUGGCGCCGGUUCAUCCGGCAAGAAGAAGGGCAGCAUGCUGCUCCCGCCGGUUCCGCUGCGGGAGCCGAUGGCUGUAGGGGGCGUGCCGGUGGAGGUGGGCUUCACCCCCUACAGCGAGCGGCUAAACGGGCGGCUGGCCGGGCUCGGGCUGGCUGCGCUGCUGCUGGUCGAGCUGGGCUCCGGCAAGGGGCUGCUCCGCUACCACGCGCCGGCCGUCAUCUUCAUCCAGAUCUACACCGUCGCCGCGGCGGGCGCCCUUUUCAUCAAAUUCGACAAGGAGAGAAUCAGCGUGUGGCCCGAGAAACCACCGGCUUCCUCCUCCGCUGCUGCCGGUGAUUAACGCCACUUGCAGUGAGGAAAAUGGGAGGAGGGAAGGAUAAGCAUGAUGGGGAAGGCAGCGGCGACAAAGGAUUACAUGGACAUGGUUACCCUGGAUAUCCGCCAGCAGGGUAUCCUCCACCGCCUGAGGCAUACCAACCACAGCCUUACCCCCCUGCACCUGGUGGAUUCCCUCCUCAAUAUGGGUAUCCUCCUCAGGGGUAUCCCCCUGCUGCAUACCCCCCUGCACCUGGUGGAUACCCUCCUCAGGGGUAUCCCCCUACUGGUGGAUACCCUCCUCAGGGGUAUCCCCCUACUGCAUACCCACCUGCAGGUUAUCCUGGUUCAUCUGCUCCACCACAUCAAGGCCAUGGUUCUCAUAUGGGCACACUGAUAGCCGGUGGUGCAGCGGUGGCUGCCGCUGGGUAUGGAGCACACCACCUGGCUCAUGGUCAUCAUCAUGCUGGGCACGGUGGCUACCAUGGCCAUAUGCCUGGUCACCAUGGCAAGUUCAAGCACCAUGGGAAGUUCAAGCACGGCAAAUAUGGCAAGCAUAAACAUGGGAAGCAUGGCAAGUUCAGGAAGUGGAAGUGAGUAUUCAGGUGUCAAUGCUAGUAAAACCUUAAUAAUUUGAAGAUAUGGAGUCAUAAUUAUGCGGCUGAUCAUUUCAUCUCUAAUGCAUCUGGCCUUCCUAGUCUGUAUUAACGAAUAAGAAACAAUCAUAUUAUGGAAAUUGUCUACCGGUAGCCUGCUUUCUCCAUUCCAUGCGUAGAUCUUAGUGUACUACUUUGUUGUUUACUCGUGAGGAUUUCUUGUGAGAUUUGGUACAUUGUCUUGGUAUAGCCGUUCUAUUGGUUGGACAAACAUUGGUUAAGUAGAAAUUAUGCUUAUCAAUUGUUUGUCUUUUCUUAUUUA